Molecule: messenger RNA, 2916 nt
Organism: Glycine soja
Lineage: Eukaryota; Viridiplantae; Streptophyta; Magnoliopsida; Fabales; Fabaceae
Exons: 9
Coding region: 109-2718 (869 amino acids)
Molecular function (GO): ubiquitin conjugating enzyme activity
Source: RefSeq, a predicted model, not a curated record
CAUUGCUUCUUUGCAUCCUUCCUUCAACUUUCUCUUCCGCUCUCAUUCUCUUUGCUCUCUGAAGCGUAGCAUUCCAUAAUUCUAUUUUUCUUCUUCACCAUCAUCACCAUGACUCCACCCGUCGAACCACAACAUUUCAAGAGUAAAGUGUUUUUCGACCCUAAUGUCAUUGAAAUUACACCUCCAACUCUAUAUAAUAACCCUCCUAAUUCUACUAAGCAGAAAGAGGCCAUUUUGAAUCCUGAGGUUAUCAAUGUCGAAAGCGAUGAUAAUUCUACUGAGUUAAUAUUAUUUGGGCAAAGAGUUAGAAAGGGGAAGGAAAUUCAGACCACCCAUCAAAACAUGGAAGUGUGUGAGGAUGUAAUGGGUAAAUCUUUAUGGACUGACAAGCAUAGUUCUAGUUCUGACAGCUCAAACCACAAGGAUGAUGUUGAAUACUAUGAUUUUUUUUCAAAAGAUCAUACGAUGACAACAUCUCAACCUUCGUUGUCACUGGAGCCUUCUGGAGUACAAUACUCUCAAACUCCCCUGAGUAAGAAGAAAUCAAAUGACUCACAACAAAGGAAGCAGAAGUUAAAGUUGCCAUUGGAAAUUGGGUCAUCUACAUCUUUUGAGAGUGGGGCACCACAUUCGGGACUUCUCCCUACAGGUGGGGCAUCAGAUUGGGGACUGUUGCCAGCAGGUGGAGCACCACAGGCAGUAGGUGGGACACUACACUUGGGACUGCUACCUGCAGGUGGGAUGUUGCCUGCAGCUGGAGCACCACAGGCAGCAGGUGGGACACUACAUUGGGGACUGCUACCUGCAGGUGGGAUGCCGCCGGCCGGUGGGACACCAGAUUGGGGGAUGUUGCCUGCAGCUGGAGCACCACAGGCAGCAGGUGGGACCCUACAUUGGGGACUGCUACCUGCAGGUGGGAUGCCGCCGGCAGGUGCCACACCGGACUGGGGACUGUUGUCCACUGGUGGAACACCACAGGUGGUCAGUGGGACACCACACUGGGGACUGCCACCUGCAGGUGGAAUAUCGCCUGCAAGUGGGACACCAGAUUGGGGACUGCUGUCUGCAGGUGGGACACCACAGGCGGUAGGUGGGACAACAUAUUGGGGGCUGCCGCCUGCAGGUGGCGCACCAGAAUGGGGACUGCCGUCCACAGUUCCAAUGAUGACACUUUACAGUCCAUAUCAUUCAAAUUUUGUUGGACCUUCAUAUCAUCAUCCAGGAGCUGAAUCUAUUAAUCAGAUGUGGUCGACGAAUGCUCAUCACUUGCAGGCGAUCCCUAAUUAUAAUUAUCCUCAUCCUUAUAGUUAUACCUAUGAUUAUAAUUAUACAGCUCCCGUUGUUCACCAUUACCAUGUCCCUCCUGCGCCAUUGUUUCAUAACUCUUUGGUUCAAAAUUCUGUGGGAGAUGAAAAUAAUGGAGCAACUACCAAUAGUACUGUUGCUACAAUUUCAGAUGAAGCUAGAGAGGAAAUUCUGGUGAAAUUUCGAAACUUUAAACAAUUUGACGUUGUUGAAGACGUUUCAGACCAUCACUUUGUUAAUGCCGACUCUUCCAUGCAACAGCAUUCAAAGAAUUGGGCUAAAAGAAUCCAGGGAGAGUGGAAGUCAUUGGAGAAGGAUUUACCAGAUUCAAUAUUUGUCAGAGUUUAUGAAUCAAGAAUAGAUCUUCUGAGGGCCGUGAUUAUUGCAGCAGAGGGAACACCUUAUCAUGAUGGCCUUUUCUUUUUUGAUGUUUACUUCCCAAGUGGCUAUCCCCAUGUACCGCCGAACGUCCACUACCAUUCCGGAGGGCUUAGGCUCAACCCAAAUUUAUAUAAUUGUGGCAAAGUUUGUCUUAGUCUACUUAACACCUGGACUGGCCAUCAGAAUGAGCAGUGGAUUUCAGGUGUUUCAACAAUUCUACAGGUUCUGGUCUCUAUACAGGGUCUAAUCUUGGUUGCAAAGCCUUUCUUUAAUGAGCCUGGAUAUGCACAUUUGAACGGUUCACAAUAUGGUGAAAUUAGUUCUUUGCGGUACAAUGAGGACUCAUUCAUCCUAUCAUUGAGGACAAUGAUGUAUAUCAUGAAAAGGCCUCCAAAGAAUUUCGAGGACUUUGUUGUUGGGCACUUCUGCCGCCGAGCUCAUGAUAUUCUUGAGACAUGCAAAGCAUACAUUGAUGGGGCUCAAGUUGGUUGUGUGGUCAAAGGAGGGGCACAAGAUGUUGAUCAGGGUGACAACAGUAGUUCAAUCCAGUUUAGGACUUCUUUGGCUGCAGUUGUGCAUAUGCUUAUUAAAGAGUUUACACAAAUUGGAGCCAAGGAUUGUGACCAAGUCUUUCCAUCAACAGCAGCAGGAAAUCCGUCUGGUGAAAUGCUGACAGCAGCGGGAAAUCCGUCCCUUGUAAUGCUGACGGAAGCAGGAAAUCCAUCGGGUGAAAUGUUGACGGCAGCGGGAAAUUUGUCCGGUGUAAUGCCAGCAGCAGGGGGAAAUCCAUCCAUUGUAAUGCUGGGAAAUCCAUCCGUUGAAAUGCCGACAGCAGCGGGAAAUUUGUCCGGUAUAAUGUCAGCAGCAGUGGAAAAUCCGUCCGUUGAAAUGCCGGGAAAUUUGUCCGGUGUAAUGCCGACAACAGUGGGAAAUCCAUCCGUUGAAAUGUUGGGAAAUCAGUCCGGUGUAAUGAUGACAGCAGCGGGAAAUCCAUCCACCGUUGAAAUGCCUGAUUCUGCUGCAAUUCCUUGACCAACCAAAUUUUGAGACUUGAUAAAGGCUUAUGUUAUAUUUAGUAUAAAUAGCUGAUAGCAUAUGUUUUAUGUUAUAUUGAACUCAGUCAUUAUAGUACUCUUGAACAAUGUCUGCACUUGAUCCUGGAAUAUUAUUUAUAAUUGCAGAUGGUUAUGUUUAAUCCAUAGGAGGGCAUAAAAUCCCUGUUCGUUUUUA